UGCUGCUGGCCGGCACCGCGACCCUGGCGGCGGGGCUGGGACCGGCACCGGGAAUGGGAGCGGGAGCGGGUGCCCCCACUGCCAUGAGGACCCUCCUGCUGCUGUGGCUGGCCCUGGCCGGAGCCUGCGCCUGGCUGCGAUGUCCCGAUGGGCAGCCGUGCCCCGCCACCCCGGUCCUGCCUGCCAGCAGCGCGGCAGCGUGCCAGGACGGCUCACCCUGCCCCACCGGCGCCAGCUGCCCGCUGCCAGAGGGAGUCCCCUGCGCCGGUGGCCACCACUGCUGUCCCCGCGGGUCCCGCUGCAGUGCCGACGGCAAAUCCUGCAUCACGUCCCCAGCCCCUCGUGCUAUCCCUUGUCCCGACGGACAGUCCGAGUGUCCCGAUGAUGCCACCUGCUGCAUGACAGCGAGCGGCACCUGGGGGUGCUGCCCCAUGCCCCAGGCCUCAUGCUGUGCCGACAAGGUGCACUGCUGUCCCCACACCACCAUCUGUGACCUGGCCCACGGGCGCUGCCUGUCACCCACUGGUGACAGUGACAUCCCCCUGGGCACCUCCUUCCCCGCCUGGAAGCGCCAGCCUCCGGCACCAGUCGUGUCGCACGAGGUGCUGUGCCCCGACGGCCACUCGGCAUGUCCCGACGGUGCUACCUGCUGCCAGCUGCCCUCGGCGCAGUAUGGCUGCUGUCCCCUGCAAAACGCGGUGUGCUGCAGUGAUGGGCAGCACUGCUGCCCGCAAGGCACUGUCUGCGACCUGGAGCGCUCCACCUGCACGUCAGAACGGUCCCUGACAUCCCUGCCCAAAGCUCGUGAUGUGAAGUGUGACGAGGAGACGAGCUGCCCCGACGGGAACACGUGCUGCCGGCUCAGCUCGGGGGCCUGGGGGUGCUGCCCGCUGGAGGAGGCCGUCUGCUGCCCCGACCACAUACACUGCUGCCCCCAGGGGGGCAGCAGUGUAUGUGGUCGGGGCAGCAGACGGCCCUGGGGGGGGGGCCGCUUGCCCUGGGUGCAGAAGACCCCGGCGCUGGCCCGAGAGAAGGACGUGCAGUGUGACGAGGAGACGAGCUGCCCCGACGGGAACACGUGCUGCCGGCUGAGCUUGGGCACCUGGGGGUGCUGCCCGCUGGAGCAGGCUGUCUGCUGCGGGGACCACCAGCACUGCUGCCCCCAGGGCUACACCUGCAACAUGGCCACCCAGAGCUGCGAGAAGCUGCUGGCACCCACCCCGCUGCUGCGAGCACCCACGUCCCCGCUCCGGGUACCUGCACCCCCCCGCCGGGCACCCAUCCUCCCGCCAGCCCUGCUGCGAGCCGCCGGUACCGAGCCCGGUGCCCCGGUGCCCUGCGAUGCUGCCCGCUCCUGCCGCAGCGGGCAGCAGUGCUGCCGGAGCCGGGGGGGCUCCUGGGGGUGCUGCCCCUUCCGCCAGGGCUCCUGCUGCUCCGAUGGCCGUCACUGCUGCCCUGGGGGGUCCCGCUGCACUGGGGGGGGGUUGGGGGUGCAGCCCCCAGCGCUGGGACCUGCCCGUGCCCCGCAGGGUGCUGCUCUGAUGUCCCUGGGGACCCUCUAAGGGUGUCAUCACCCCAAUAAAAGGUUUUUAGGACAAA
This is a messenger RNA of Harpia harpyja (harpy eagle), 1599 nucleotides long. RefSeq names its product granulin precursor (gene GRN). Gene Ontology annotation, cellular component: extracellular region. The record is from RefSeq and is a predicted model, not a curated record. The transcript is spliced from 12 exons. NCBI's taxonomy places the organism in Eukaryota, Metazoa, Chordata, Aves, Accipitriformes, Accipitridae. Bases 54 to 1562 code for a protein of 502 amino acids.